AUGCGGUAAUAGGAAGUGAAGUGGACAGAACACCGAACACGCCAGUGCGCGGGCGAUUAAAGGAGACUGCAGGAUAUUUUAAUAUCCGCCAGAGUUUAUCGUCUCUGAUAGCACAUCUCCAUUUAUCACUGCUCAAUUGUUUAGUUACCCACAUUCUUUCAGAAUCUUCUUUUAUGUUCAACAGAAGAAAGAAACUAAAUUUGAGGUUGGAAAGAUGUCACCAGAUGAAUUGGUCUACCUAGGCAUCCUUGCUGCAUCAAUACCUGUAGGAUUCCUCUUCCGCUACCUAAGUCCUCCAGUCAAGCAGGGGGCAGCAUUGCUGUUAGGUUUGAUCAUCUCCAUAACAACCUGUGGGCUCCACACUCUCCAUUCUCUAUGUACAGUGUUAGGAACAUGGCUUAUUAUAAAAAUCAACUGGCGAAGUGCCCCUGCUCUGUCUUUGGGUUGGACGUUUCUGUACCUCCUCUUUUUCCGUCUGGUCACCUGGUUUGGCCUCCCUCAGCCUACACCUUUUGCCAAUGCCAUUCAACUUCUGUUAACACUGAAGAUGGUCAGUUUAGCCAAUGAGAUUCAAAGUUAUCACUUGGAGAAGAAAAAAGAAGUGAGCGCCUUCACCAAAUCCCCAGUGGUGGGAGGACUUUCCCAUGAGCCUUCACUUUAUGAUAUUAUAUCCUACAGCUACUGCUAUGUGGGCAUAAUGACAGGUCCCUUCUUCCGUUAUCAGACGUAUGCAGACUGGUUGCAUCAGUCUAAUUCUCUGUCAUUGCCGGGUAAAGAGCCCUGCCUGCAGAGGCUGAAGAUGGUGCCCGUUUAUGGAGCUCUCUUCAUAGCCGUCAACUCUGUCUUUCCCUUGUCAUAUGUCCGUACUGAUGAAUUCCUGGAGCACAACUAUUUUUACAGGCUUUUCUACAUGGUAGCAAUAUUCUUUGUAUUCCGGAUGCGUUUCUACUCUGCGUGGUGUGGGGCAGAGGCUGGCUGCAUCAGUGCAGGUCUAGGCUGUUACCCCCAUGGGGCGCUUUCUAAACCUGGAGGAGGGCCAACGGUGAAAUAUAGUCCUGAUCCAAACACAGCUGUGGAGUAUGACUUUAAAACGAUCCAGAACAUUGACUGUUAUAAUACAGAUUUCUGCGUAAAGGUUCGGCAUGGCAUGCGCUACUGGAACAUGACGGUGCAGUGGUGGCUUCACAACUACAUCUACCCCAAUACUCCUUUCAGAGCGUAUGCUCUCAGGGCUGGAUGGACUAUGUUAAUCAGUGCUUAUUGGCAUGGCCUCCAUGUUGGUUACUACCUCUCUUUUCUCACUAUCCCAUUGUGUAUAGCAGCAGAAUCAGCCAUGGAGGCAUCAGUCAGAGCCCGUCUAGGGCCGAUGGGCCAGAAUAUCUUCGACUGGAUCCACUGGUUCCUCAAGAUGAGGGCUUACGACUACAUGUGCAUGGGAUUUGUUCUCUUGAAGGCCAGCGACACCAUCAACUACUGGAGCUCCAUAUACUUCAUAAUUCACAUCAUUGCUGUUAUUUGUAUAGGAGUAGGACAAAUUAUGAAAGGAGGUAAAAAGAGAGAGAGAAGGGAACGAGGUGAAGGAGAGAAAGAGGAUGUGGUAAGAGAGAAGGCUGAGUGAAACGAAUGUGUGACAUGCUGAUCGUGGUGAUAACCCGGAGAGUUCGUAUGUUUACGCAAAACCAUUUCCCAACAUGAACUGUAAUAGCCAUCAACUGCCAUUAAAGGUAUUGUGUUAAAAAAAAAAAAACACACACACACAAACACAGACAGAAGAGUAAUAGAUUAUAGACCCGAGGACAUCAAUCUUUAUUUUAUUGGUAGUGGAAAUAGCUUUCAAAUCAUCUCCAUCAUUUUAAUGUUAUCUGUUUUUUUGUUACUUAUGUUGAAAAGUGCUUCUUUUGUGCAACUGUAUAUAUUUAUCCUGACCAGUUCAGUAUUGUUUAAAUUAUGAUCUUGUUGCUGUAAACAAUUGGAAAGGAGGUUUGUAUUUUAAUAGUGGUUCUCUGGUCAUCAGUGACCUUAGGACUCAAAUUAAGUACUUAUUAAUUAAGUACUUAUAACUGAAUCAAUUAAUUUACAAAAUAAUAAAAAAUAACUGUUGCACCCAUAUCACUAUGAGCACAAAUUUGUGGUGAUUUACUCUCUCUAAUGGUGUAUUGGAUGUAAUACAACCUUUAUAAUAAUAAGGUGUAUGUAGGAAACAUUAAAGUUAGUCUGCCUUGUUUUUCAUACAUUCUGAGGGAUGGAUUGAGUAUCCAUUUUCAGAAAGUAGGAGUGAAUGUUUUUGCUAUUUUCAUUCGUUUUUCAGUUUCAUACCACAUGAUGUAAAGUACAGAUUAAAAAGAUCAAGCUAAGAUUUUGCACCAAUUCACAUUUCAAAAGUAAUGCAUUAUUACUAAGAUCUCUUCAAAAGAGCUCAAAAGUUUUAUUCUUACAAAAUCACUGUCUGGUUCUAUAACAUUCAAAAUAUUUUGUCCUGGUACACUGGAGGGAAGCGCUGGUGUUUAGUUUAUUGAUCAGUUGAGAUUGUAUCAUGGUUCCUGUAAUGUCUACCUGCUAUGUUGUAUCUCUUGUAUGUUUUUCUGGAGUAUUAAACACAGAAUGUGCCAUUCCAA
Molecule: messenger RNA, 2615 nt
Organism: Carassius auratus (goldfish)
Lineage: Eukaryota; Metazoa; Chordata; Actinopteri; Cypriniformes; Cyprinidae
Product: lysophospholipid acyltransferase 7-like
Exons: 10
Coding region: 215-1618 (467 amino acids)
Biological process (GO): phosphatidylinositol biosynthetic process; lipid modification
Cellular component (GO): membrane; mitochondria-associated endoplasmic reticulum membrane contact site
Molecular function (GO): lysophospholipid acyltransferase activity
Source: RefSeq, a predicted model, not a curated record